This is a messenger RNA of Phoenix dactylifera (date palm), 1127 nucleotides long. RefSeq lists its product as uncharacterized. Lineage: Eukaryota; Viridiplantae; Streptophyta; Magnoliopsida; Arecales; Arecaceae. The record is from RefSeq and is a predicted model, not a curated record.
UGGCCAAGGGACUGGGAUUUGUUUGGCAUGCUUGAGAGCCCACUAAAAUAUUCUGGUGAGAGUCUGUGAAGAGAAUCUUAAAUCUUCCUCCUGCCUCAACAGUUUGGGUAUGUGGAGUUGAUGUUUUGUCCAAAGGAAACUGUGGUCUAAGGGUGGUAUGAGAUGAGGAGAGUAAUCCUUUCCAUGGUUGCACCUCUGCGCCUCUCUUUUCUCAUAGCUCAAGACUUCAGCUGAUAGAAUUUCAGAGGGAGUAGACCAAAUUGGCAACAAAAUAAAACAGACACUCAAAUUCAAGGAAGAGUGAGGAAAAAAUAAGCAAGUCUGUGGAUCUUUUUCCAUGUCAUUGCAAGUAACCAGCAGAACAAUUUGCAUUGAUCUAUCCUAGCUGAUUUGCAAAGACCAAUGGAGAGAAAUCUGAAACAGUAUGACAAAGAAUGCAUGAAGACAGCUAUGUUGAAGCAGGAAAAAACCUUCAGACACCAGGUACAUGAGCUUCACCGUCUGUACCGAGUCCAGAAGCUGUUGAUGAGAGACAUGAAGAAUGUGGAGCUGAAGAGACAGCAGGCAUUCACACAAAACCGACCCGGUCUUGAGAGAAGAAAUGUAGAGAAUGAGAGAGGUACAAAUCAAUCAUGUUAUGGUAGUUACAUAUGUCAGUGGAAGCCUUAUCAGACACUCGAUCUGGGACUCCCAGCAGUAGAGUGCAUUGGAAGGGAUGAUGGAGAUGUCAUGCUAGAGGUUGAAGAAGAAAGCGACUUAGAGCUGACGCUGGCCAUCGGAAGCAGCAGAAGCCGAAGGAAGAAAGAAGAGACAUCAUUUACUUCAGAUUCUGGAGCAUGCUUUUCUUCGUCUUCAAGCGAGUCAGCUGUGGUGAAAUUGAACAGACAGGAGUGGGGACUAUUUCAUGUGCCAGACAUAUCCAUGAGGUUUCCAGAUGAGACCAAGAGCUGCUUUAAUGUGGAAGGAAGAAUGAGGGAGGAUCGCCUGAAACAGCCUCCUUGGCUCUUCCAAUGCUUGAGUCUUGACAUGGCAUCAUAGCCUUCUUAGAUUGCAAUGGUCCAUAUCGUUGUAGCUGUUGAACAGAAUCUCAUGGUAUUAUCAUGUUCCUUGCUGACAAAUUUGUAAUA